AUGGUCAGAAGACAAGAAAGUGUAACUAAAAGAAUGUGGCCAUGGACUCCGGAACUACUGAUGCUGAUUGUGAUCUUUUGGAGUCCUCAGGGGAAUGGACAAGGCCAAGGAUCUCGUCUUCGUCAGGAAGACUUCCCCCCACGGAUUGUGGAGCACCCCUCAGAUGUCAUUGUUUCCAAGGGGGAGCCCACCACAUUGAACUGUAAGGCAGAGGGCCGGCCCACGCCCACCAUUGAGUGGUACAAGGAUGGCGAGCGGGUGGAGACCGACAAGGACGACCCGCGCUCCCACAGGAUGCUGCUGCCCAGCGGAUCCUUGUUCUUCCUGCGCAUCGUGCACGGCCGCAGAAGUAAACCCGAUGAAGGAAGCUACGUUUGCGUUGCAAGAAACUAUCUCGGUGAAGCAGUGAGUCGAAAUGCAUCUCUGGAAGUGGCAUUGUUACGAGAUGACUUCCGGCAAAAUCCCACAGAUGUUGUGGUGGCAGCUGGAGAGCCUGCCAUCCUGGAGUGCCAGCCCCCCAGAGGACACCCCGAACCCACCAUCUACUGGAAGAAAGACAAAGUUCGAAUUGAUGACAAGGAAGAAAGAAUAAGUAUCCGUGGUGGAAAAUUGAUGAUCUCCAAUACCAGGAAAAAUGAUGCAGGGAUGUACACCUGUGUUGGCACCAAUAUGGUGGGAGAAAGAGACAGUGAUCCAGCAGAGCUGACUGUUUUUGAACGACCCACAUUUCUCAGGAGACCAAUUAACCAAGUGGUGCUGGAGGAAGAAUCAGUUGAAUUUCGUUGUCAGGUCCAAGGAGAUCCUCAACCAACUGUGCGGUGGAAGAAGGAUGAUGCAGACUUACCAAGAGGAAGAUAUGACAUCAAAGAUGAUUACACACUGAGAAUUAAAAAGGCCUUGAGUAUAGAUGAAGGCACUUACAUGUGCAUUGCUGAGAAUCGGGUUGGAAAAGUGGAAGCCUCUGCCACCUUGACUGUUCGAGCUCCUCCACAGUUUGUGGUUAGGCCGAGAGAUCAGAUUGUUGCACAAGGUCGAACAGUGACAUUUCCCUGUGAGACUAAAGGAAACCCGCAGCCAGCUGUGUUUUGGCAGAAAGAAGGCAGCCAGAAUCUGCUUUUCCCAAACCAACCACAGCAGCCCAAUAGUAGAUGUUCUGUGUCACCAACCGGAGACCUCACGAUCACCAACAUUCAACGUUCAGAUGCGGGUUACUACAUUUGCCAGGCCCUAACUGUGGCAGGAAGCAUUUUAGCAAAAGCUCAACUGGAAGUUACGGAUGUUUUAACAGAUAGACCUCCACCCAUAAUUCUACAAGGCCCAGCCAACCAAACACUAGCAGUAGAUGGCACAGCAUUACUGAAAUGUAAAGCAACUGGUGAACCUCUUCCUGUAAUUAGCUGGUUAAAGGAGGGAUUCACUUUUCUGGGCAGAGAUCCAAGAGCAACUAUACAAGAGCAAGGAACAUUGCAAAUUAAAAACUUACGGAUUUCUGAUACUGGAACUUACACUUGUGUGGCUACAAGUUCAAGUGGGGAGACUUCCUGGAGUGCUGUGCUGGAUGUCACAGAAUCUGGAGCAACAAUCAGUAAAAAUUAUGAUUUAAAUGACCUGCCAGGACCACCAUCCAAACCACAGGUCACUGAUGUUACUAAGAACAGUGUCACCUUGUCCUGGCAACCAGGUACCCCUGGAACCCUCCCGGCAAGUUCAUAUAUCAUUGAGGCGUUCAGCCAAUCAGUGAGCAAUAGCUGGCAGACAGUAGCAAACCAUGUAAAGACCACACUCUAUACAGUGAGAGGACUGCGGCCUAAUACAAUCUACUUAUUCAUGGUCAGAGCAAUCAACCCCCAAGGCCUCAGUGACCCAAGCACUAUGUCAGAUCCUGUGCGCACACAAGAUAUCAGCCCACCAGCACAAGGAGUGGACCACAGACAAGUACAGAAGGAACUGGGAGAUGUCAUUGUUCGUCUUCAUACUCCGGUUGUUUUGACUCCCACGACUGUUCAAGUCACAUGGACAGUGGACCGGCAGCCUCAGUUUAUUCAAGGUUACCGUGUGAUGUAUCGCCAGACCUCAGGCCUGCAGGCCACACCAACAUGGCAGAAUUUAGAUGCUAAAGUCGCAAAUGAGCGAAAUGCUGUCUUAGUCAAUCUCAAAAAGGGGGUGACUUAUGAAAUUAAAGUACGACCUUACUUUAAUGAGUUCCAAGGAAUGGAUAGUGAAUCCAAAACAGUUCGUACUACCGAAGAAGCCCCAAGUGCUCCCCCACAGUCUGUCACUGUGCUGACAGUCGGAAGCCACAACAUCACAAGUAUUAGUGUUUCCUGGGACCCUCCUCCUCCAGAUCAUCAGAAUGGAAUCAUCCAAGAGUACAAGAUCUGGUGUCUGGGAAAUGAAACACGAUUUCAUAUCAACAAAAGUGUGGAUGGAGCCAUUCGGUCUGUAAUAAUUGGUGGAUUAUUCCCAGGUAUUCAAUACCGGGUAGAGGUUGCAGCAAGUACCAGUGCAGGGGUUGGAGUAAAAAGUGAACCACAACCAAUAAUAAUCGGUGGACGAAAUGAAGUUGUCAUUACUGAAAACAAUAACAGUAUAACUGAGCAAAUCACUGAUGUUGUGAAGCAACCAGCCUUUAUAGCUGGUAUUGGUGGCGCCUGCUGGGUAAUUUUGAUGGGUUUUAGCAUCUGGUUGUAUUGGCGAAGAAAGAAGAGAAAGGGACUCAGUAAUUAUGCUGUUACAUUUCAAAGAGGAGAUGGAGGACUAAUGAGCAAUGGAAGCCGUCCAGGUCUUUUAAAUGCUGGGGACCCCAAUUAUCCGUGGCUUGCUGACUCAUGGCCAGCCACAAGUUUGCCAGUCAACAAUAGCAAUAGUGGCCCAAAUGAGAUUGGGAAUUUUGGGCGUGGAGAUGUGCUGCCACCAGUUCCAGGCCAAGGGGAUAAAACAGCAACGAUGCUCUCUGAUGGAGCCAUUUACAGCAGCAUCGACUUCACUACCAAAACUACUUACAACAGCUCUAGCCAAAUAACACAAGCUACCCCAUAUGCCACAACACAGAUCCUGCAUUCCAACAGCAUUCAUGAAUUGGCUGUCGAUCUGCCUGAUCCACAGUGGAAAAGCUCAAUUCAGCAAAAAACAGAUCUGAUGGGAUUUGGUUAUUCUCUACCUGAUCAGAACAAAGGUAACAAUGGUGGAAAAGGUGGAAAAAAGAAGAAAAAUAAAAACUCAUCUAAACCGCAGAAAAACAAUGGAUCGACUUGGGCCAAUGUUCCUCUACCUCCUCCCCCUGCCCAACCCCUUCCUGGUUCAGAGCUGGAACACUACGCAGUGGAACAGCAAGAAAAUGGCUAUGACAGUGAUAGUUGGUGCCCGCCAUUACCAGUACAAACAUACUUGCACCAGGGCCUGGAAGAUGAACUGGAAGAGGACGAUGAUCGUGUCCCAACACCUCCUGUCCGAGGGGUGGCUUCAUCUCCUGCUAUUUCCUUUGGACAGCAGUCCACAGCAACGCUCACUCCAUCCCCACGGGAAGAGAUGCAACCCAUGCUGCAAGCUCACCUGGAUGAGCUGACAAGGGCCUAUCAGUUUGACAUAGCAAAGCAAACAUGGCACAUUCAAAGCAAUAAUCAACCUCCACAGCCUCCGGUUCCACCAUUAGGUUACAUGUCCGGAGCCUUGAUUUCUGAUUUGGAAACAGAUGUUCCAGAUGAUGAUGCUGAUGACGAGGAGGAAGCUUUAGAAAUCCCCAGGCCCCUGAGAGUGCUAGAGCAGACGCCUGGAUCCAGUAUGGACAAUCUGGAUAGCUCUGUGACAGGCAAAGCCUUUACCUCUUCUCAAAGGCCUCGACCAACCAGCCCAUUUUCUACUGACAGUAACACCAGUGCAGCCCUGAGUCAAAGUCAGAGGCCUAGGCCAACUAAAAAACACAAGGGAGGGCGAAUGGACCAACAACCAUCAUUGCCUCAUCGGAGGGAAGGAAUGACAGAUGAGGAGACCUUGGUGCCCUACAGCAAGCCCAACUUUCCGUCUCCAGGAGGUCACAGCUCAUCAGGAACAGCAUCUUCUAAAGGAUCCACUGGACCUCGGAAAGCUGAGAAUAACUGA
Pipistrellus nathusii (Nathusius's pipistrelle) is the source of this 4098-nucleotide messenger RNA. NCBI's taxonomy places the organism in Eukaryota, Metazoa, Chordata, Mammalia, Chiroptera, Vespertilionidae. The record is from the annotation of a GenBank genome assembly.